Molecule: messenger RNA, 1970 nt
Organism: Colius striatus (speckled mousebird)
Lineage: Eukaryota; Metazoa; Chordata; Aves; Coliiformes; Coliidae
Gene: DIRAS1
Product: DIRAS family GTPase 1
Exons: 2
Coding region: 104-700 (198 amino acids)
Biological process (GO): signal transduction
Cellular component (GO): plasma membrane
Molecular function (GO): GTPase activity; GTP binding; GDP binding
Source: RefSeq, a predicted model, not a curated record
CCGGGACCGCCCCGGGCCGGGCCAUGCGCUGAGGCCGCCGCGCAGCCCGCAGCCAAGGGCGGAUCCCGGGCAGGACACGCGGCGGCAGCACCUGAGGGACAAGAUGCCAGAGCAGAGCAACGAUUACCGGGUGGUCGUGUUCGGCGCCGGCGGCGUGGGCAAGAGCUCGCUGGUGCUGCGCUUCGUGAAGGGAACCUUCCGGGACACCUACAUCCCCACCAUCGAGGACACCUACCGCCAGGUCAUCAGCUGCGACAAGAGCGUCUGCACCCUGCAGAUCACCGACACCACCGGCAGCCACCAGUUCCCGGCCAUGCAGCGACUCUCCAUCUCCAAGGGUCACGCUUUCAUCUUGGUUUUCUCCGUCACCAGCAAACAGUCCCUGGAGGAGCUGAAGCCCAUCUACCAGCAGAUUGUGCAGAUCAAAGGCAGCGUGGAGAGCAUCCCCAUCAUGCUGGUGGGCAACAAGUGCGACGAGACGCAGCGGGAAGUGGAGAGCAGAGAAGGGGAGGCCAUGGCCAAGGAGUGGAAAUGCGCCUUCAUGGAAACCUCGGCCAAGAUGAACUACAACGUCAAGGAGCUCUUCCAGGAGCUGCUGAACCUGGAGAAGAGGAGGAACGUCAGCCUCACCAUCGACGGGAAGCGCUCCAGCAAGCAGAAGAGGACAGACAAAAUCAAGGGGAAGUGCAGCAUCAUGUAGAGCCCCGGACUGGCCCCCACCCCUCCCCUCGGGUCCCCUUCCCCUCCCUCCCCCCGUGGCUGGCCGUGGCAUGGCAGCGGAGCCGUCCCCUCGUCCCCUGUGCCAUCACUGUGACUGUGCGGGGACGCGGCGCUGCGCUCGCCCCGGGGCUGGGGAUGAAGACAGGACGUCCCGCCGAGCCCAGGGAUGCUCAACUGCCCCGAGCCCGGCACGUGGAUGCACGGCCAUGCACCACGGGGGGGACACAGACACACACCCCACACACACACACACUCUGCAGCACAACUGGCAGCACCAGCCCAGCCCCAGGUCCCUCCCACGUCCCCCCUCCCCAGCAGAGGAGCCCACGUCUGUCCUCGUGGGUGGGAAGGAUGGUGCAACGUGGGGGUGUCGGUGUCAGCCCUUGAGGACAGUCACACGUGAGCUGGGCCCUCCCCACGCCCCCGGCCCCACGCCAUAAGGCUCUGCUCCUGCAGGCAGAGACCUGGGGCCGGCCGGAGCAGUCCCUGCACGGCGCCCACUGCCCCUCAGCCCCCAGCCCCAGCCCUGCACCUCGGCCCUUCCUGCCUCUGAGCCCCCAGCCCCAUCCCAGCACCGUGGCCCCUCCUGCCCCAGCUGCCCCCCAACCCUCCAGCCCCAUCCCAGUGCCGCAGGCCGGAGCCACCAGCCCAAGCACAAAGCAUCGGGUCCGAGGGAGGUCCUGACCCAGCACAAUCCUGGUGAGCUCUGGCAGGAGACCCCCAGUUCCCCCCCUGCCCCCCGUUGCCCCCUUCCCGCGCAGGAUGAGCCCCCCACAGCCCAUCAGCGCCGCGAUGCCACGGUGAUGGGCGCUGCCGCUCCGUGCCGCAGUGCCCCUCCGGCGGUCAGCAACCCCCUUCCCCUGCUGUGGGGUGUCCCCACACCCCAGGAACCCCCCAACAACACCCUCCCCAGCUCCCCCAGCUCUGGUGCAGCCCUGCUUGCUCCCCCUUGGCCGGAGCAGCCCCUUCUCUCCCUCCUCUCCCCGUGCUGUCACCAGCCCCUCAUCCCAGCGGGGUUUGUCCCCUCGCUCCGGCCCCUCUGACCCUUCGUCGGGGUUGUCCCCGAGGGGUUGUCCCGGAGGGGCUGUCCCCGGGCAGGCUGGGCCCUGACUUCCCCGCAUCCCCCCUCCCCCACUCCCCCCCAUCCUCCGGCUUUUUACGAGAGGCCCCAGCGCCCAGGGGACAAGGUGACAUUACGAUGUAGCCUUUAUUCUAGAAAUAGUCUUCCUUCAAUAAAGAGAUGCGAGAUG